AUGAAAUUAGAUGUCGUUUGUUUAUUCGCGUACUUAUAUUUUUUCUCUCACAUGUAGUGAUCCGCCGACAAAUUUUAACCAAUGAUUCAACUGAGAGGGAAUCAAGACGAAUUCAAAAACAACGAAACAAAGUUUAAUUUUGGAUACAAUGCCGUCAAAUGUUGAGAUAAAGGCCAAGGUCAAAGAUGUAGAACAACUCAAGAAAGUUGCAGCUCAGUUGAGUGGUGGUGAACCAACAAUUAUAGAACAGGAAGACACUUUUUUCUAUGCCCAGAAUGGUCGGCUGAAGUUGAGAAAAUUAAAGGGUCAACAGUCACAGCUGAUCUUCUAUAAGAGAAGCGAUGAGAGCGGUCCAAAAUCCUCCGACUAUAAUUUCUUUCAUACUGAUGACCCAGAUAGUUUAGAGACAACUCUACAGUCAGCACUUGGGGUGAAGGGAAAAGUAAAGAAAACACGGUUACUUUACCUGGUCGGCCAAACACGUGUACAUGUAGACAAUGUUGAAGGACUUGGAAACUACAUGGAACUAGAGGUAGUAAUGAAAGACGGACAGAGUGUAGAAGAGGGACAAGCUAUCGCUAAUGAUCUGAUGACAAAACUAGACAUACAGGAGUCUGACCUGAUAUCUGGUGCUUACAUGGAUUUAAUAUUGAAAAAUAAACAACCGAGAUAGAUA
Molecule: messenger RNA, 676 nt
Organism: Ruditapes philippinarum (Manila clam)
Lineage: Eukaryota; Metazoa; Mollusca; Bivalvia; Venerida; Veneridae
Exons: 5
Coding region: 149-673 (174 amino acids)
Source: RefSeq, a predicted model, not a curated record